AUGGCUGUCGCCAGCACCGCAGACGGCAAAGCCGUGGCCCAGCCCCAGAUGGCCAUCAUCGAUCUCCAUCCCGAUGAGCUCUCCUCCAGGACCAUGGGGUCUCACAACCUCCAAGCAGCCGUAGAGGCUCUUCAUCGCGACGGCAUUGUGGCCAUCAGCAACGCUAUUCCCGUCCCCCAGCUAGACCACCUGAAUGAUCGCAUGACCCGCGAGGCCAAGGAGCUCUACGCCCGCCCGGGAACGCACCGCAACUUUGGCAAGGACACGGGCAACAUCCAGCAGGAGCCUGUACUGAAGGAGGGCUACAUCACGCAGGAUAUCCUGGCCAACCCGUUCGCCACGCAGGCGGUGCAGUGCAUGCUGGGUCCGAAGCCGCGCCUGCGCUUCUACAGCGCCAACACGGCCUUCAAGGCUGACUCCAGGCAGCCGCCGCACAUCGACAUCGAUUUUGACUUCCCCAAGGUGCCGUUCGGCUACUGCAUCAAUGUCAGCCUCGUGGACACGUCGCCCGAGAAUGGCGCCACAGAGGUCUGGCUGGGGACCCACGUCGACACCGACAACAGGGUCCUGGACACGACCAAGACGCACAAGGAGAUCAAGGUUGAUCUCCGCGAGGAGCGCCGCAAGGUCUGCCCGCCUCUUCAGCCGUCCCUGCCUAAGGGGUCCCUCAUCAUUCGCGACUUCAGGCUGUGGCAUGCUGGCAUGCCUAACACUACUGAUGAGCCGCGUGUCAUGCUCGUCUCGGUUCAAUUUCCGAGCUGGUACAGGAGUAACCUCCGCAUGAAGCUUCCUGAGAGUAUCAAGGAGAAGAUGGAAUGGGGUGAUGUCGUUCCCUGUGUGGACUGGAUGGAGGAUGGAUACGAUUAUCUCCAAGGUGCCCACGACCAUGACUUUACGCUUCUCCCCUAG
Molecule: messenger RNA, 909 nt
Organism: Geosmithia morbida
Lineage: Eukaryota; Fungi; Ascomycota; Sordariomycetes; Hypocreales; Bionectriaceae
Product: Phytanoyl-CoA dioxygenase family protein
Exons: 1
Coding region: 1-909 (302 amino acids)
Source: RefSeq, a predicted model, not a curated record